CACCCCGGGACGUGAAAACUCGCAAAGCCGCUCGUUAUCUCCUCGCCAUGGUGGAGGGAGUGCCGCUCCGUCUCGCGCUCGCUCGCACGCCGAGUCGCCGCUCGAUUCAAAGCAUGUGACACCUCCAGCUCCAGCACCGGCACCAGCACCGGCACCAGCACCGGCACCUGCACCGGAUUUUCAAAAUAAAGGAGGAGGAGGGACGCAUUGUCCCGGUUUCUCGGGGCUCGUUCCGCUUCAGAUCCGAGCUGAAGGGCAGGCGCGAGGAGGAAGAGGAAGAGGAGGAGGAGAAGAAGGUAAAAUUCAAGUCACAAAAUAUGGGUCGUGGAGUUAGUGCUGGUGGGGGACAAAGUUCUCUGGGCUACCUUUUUGGCAGUGGAGAGGCUCCAAAACCCACUGAACAUAAUGGAGGAGCUCCAACGAAGGUACCUGACACUAGUAAUGGAACUUCUCACAAGUCUACUGCUUUUGUGCCACCAGUAGAUGUCACAAAGCAGAUUCCUGCGGGCAUUCAGGGGAGCCAGGCAAACAACUAUUUCUGCGCUGAUGGUCAAAACAGCGGCAACUUCAUCACGGACCGGCCUUCUACUAAGGUCCAUGCUGCCCCUGGUGGUGGAUCUUCCUUAGGCUACCUGUUUGGAGGUGGUGGCAGUGGCAAUUGAUGUGCGAGGACCCCAACGAUUUAUAAAUUUCUUAGCAGGAAUUUCCCUUGAAGUUGGAUGAAUUUUGAAUAUCAUCAUGUCUAGCCUACAAGUAGAUGCUGCCUUCGUUAUGCCACCAUGUAUUAUAUAGUCAUACUCAUUUUCUGGAUUUUACCCAGCUAAUCAUGACUUCUAGAACUCUAUCGCAUGAGCUGCCUCAUGCCCAACAAACCAACUAAAUUCUCAGUUUGUUGGUCGCGGUCGUGGCCUUAAUGACUUCGGCUUGGCAAAGCUAAUACAGAGAAUGAAUAUAUAACUUCCAGUCAUUAUAGACCUUUGUUUGCUGAA
Eucalyptus grandis is the source of this 989-nucleotide messenger RNA. Its product is annotated as protein SPIRAL1-like 1. Gene Ontology annotation, cellular component: cortical microtubule, transverse to long axis. Gene Ontology annotation, biological process: cortical microtubule organization. The record is from RefSeq and is a predicted model, not a curated record. The coding region runs from base 318 to 662 and encodes 114 amino acids. NCBI's taxonomy places the organism in Eukaryota, Viridiplantae, Streptophyta, Magnoliopsida, Myrtales, Myrtaceae. The transcript has 3 exons.